AUGGUCAACAAAUUCGUAAUUGCAGUAGCCGAAGAAAUGUGUCCCGAAAAGCUUCUGGCACCUGUCGUUUACGAAAGAAGUGGUCCAAGGGUCAAUCAGAAUCGGCUGUUGGAAUUUCGUGCCACCAUCCAGGAAUCCAAUCAAGUGGGCCAGGAAUUCCAAGUGAGGACCGCUACGUUGUGGCUGAAGGCUGAUUACCAGUCUCAGCACCAUCAUGGCGACCAACCGAAAUGUCGGACAACCGAUAUUUUCGUCUUCAAAGUCAUAUCGAGAGCCUUGCCGGAAUCCGUUACGCUCAGUUCGAGGCAAUUCGACCGACUGACUUCGGACCCCAUUUCCAUCACCUUAGAGGAGUCCCACAGCGGUUGGCAGAAAAUCGACCUGACGGACACCGUCAGACAAUGGUUAGCGGAGUCUAACAACGAAAAACUCCGGUUGUUCGUGGAUUGUAGUUGUUGUUCCAAUUGGAGAAUCCACUUAUUCAAUAAUGAACGAAGCAAAAGGACGAGCGUCAACAGGCCAUUUCUGGUCAUCCAUACGGAUCCUAGUACAGCGAAGAGGGUGCGACGAAGAGCAAUCGAUUGUUCCGAGGAUUCGGGGAAUCAAUGUUGCAAACAGAGAUUUUAUGUUAGUUUUAAGGCGCUUGGAUGGGAUGACUGGGUGAUAGCACCACAAGGGUACUAUGCUAAUUACUGUCGGGGAGAUUGCAGUCACCAUCGGACACCCGACACGUACGUCACGUACCACACGCACGUGAUCGAGGAAGUACGCAAGACGCAGCAUCUGUCAGGUAUGACGCCGUGUUGCGCACCACUUAAAUUUUCUAGCAUGAGUUUGAUCUAUUACGGACCUGACUCGACCAUAAUCAAAAGGGACUUACCUAAAAUGGUGGUGGACGAGUGCGGGUGUCCAUAAAGAAACAAACACGUGAACUUUGUUAAUAAUUUUUUGGAGGACUGAUUAAAGAAUUUAUUGUUCUUGAAGAGGGGCUGGCAAUAACGAAAAAGAUAUCAAUCUAUUUUUAUAAAAUAAGAAAUUAAUAAAUUUUUGAAUUGAAAAAUGACAUUUUGAAUGUCAAUUUUAAAUAAACUAAUAUGUUAUUCAUUUUUCUGAUGAAUUAAAGAUAUCAGAAAAAUUUAUUUCAAUUUUAUUUCUGCAGUCUAUAGGUAACUCUAAACGAUAAAUCCUAUUAUACUCUUUGUGACAUUUAAAUAUUGAUUAUGGCAAUGAAGAGUCUCUACAGAAGGUAUAUACAAUAAAAAUUAGGUGUUACAAAUGGCAUUAUAUUACCAAAUACUCUUAAUUGUUAAUAUUAGACUUAUAUCUAACAGUUUUCGAGAUAUUAGAUAUAGAUGGUGACCACUAAAAAACUUACAAUGAAUGAAUGUAUCUCGUGAACUAAAGAUGAUAUUAAAAAAUGUUUCAAACUACUUCUAGGAUAUAAGAGGUAAACCUAAAUGAAAAAAUACAGUACCUCAGCAUUAAGUGAAUAAACAGCAAUCCCCUACUUGUCAUACAUCAUUAGAAGACUACUAAAAAUGCUUCUUGAUGGUAUGAGUUAUACCCUAUACAUAUGAUAGUACAUAUUAUUUAAAAAUAUAUUUAAAACAAAGGGCCCGUCUAUUUGGGUCAUCAGCACUAAAUUCUUGCCAAAUUGAUAUUUUUUAUGGAUUUAAUUUUUAAAUUUCAAUUAAUUAUAAAUUAAACUUUUGGAUUGGUAAAAAAAUCCAAGAAUUUAUAAAAACGAGA
Molecule: messenger RNA, 1749 nt
Organism: Psylliodes chrysocephalus
Lineage: Eukaryota; Metazoa; Arthropoda; Insecta; Coleoptera; Chrysomelidae
Source: the annotation of a GenBank genome assembly